This is a messenger RNA of Aspergillus oryzae RIB40, 957 nucleotides long. RefSeq lists its product as uncharacterized. The record is from RefSeq and is a predicted model, not a curated record. The transcript has a single exon. Gene Ontology annotation, molecular function: hydrolase activity. Bases 1 to 957 code for a protein of 318 amino acids. Lineage: Eukaryota; Fungi; Ascomycota; Eurotiomycetes; Eurotiales; Aspergillaceae.
AUGCCCCCAAAACGAACCCUAAAAUACUAUCUCUUCCUCAAACCCAUCGCCCUCCUCCUCCGCACGCUGGCCCACACCCUCGCCCCCCGCAUAACCCCAACCCCAAACGAAACCCUUCACAUCCCCUCCCGCGACCCCCAAAGAACCAUAAAAGUCCACGUCUACAGUCCCCCAAACCCACCCCCCGGCAAACCCGACAAAGGCCCCCUCCACAGCACACCCACGCCCCGCCCCGUCCUCCUCAACUUCUGCGGCAGCGGCUACAUCAUCCAAGGCCACGGCCUGGACAACACGUACUGCAGGCAUAUCGCCACGAACACACCCUACACGGUCUUCGACGUGCAAUAUCGCAUGGCACCCGAACACCCCUUCCCCGCUGCUCUGGAAGACGCAGAAGAUGUCCUUGCGUAUGUGCGCUCGCAGCCGGAGAUCUAUGAUGUGAGUCGAGUGGGGUUGAGCGGGUUUUCUGCUGGGGGGAAUUUGGCGACGAGUCUUGCGGCGAAUCAUGAGGGCCCGUUUAGGGUGCUUGUGGCGUUUUAUCCGGUUGUGGAUGCUACGAGGCCCCUUGAGGAGAGGAGGGCGCCCGAGGUUGGGGGGUGGGCUUUGCCCGGGUGGUUUGUGAGGUUCUGUACGGUUGCUUAUUUGAGUAGGGAGUUUGAAGGGGGGGAUGUGAGGAUUUCGCCGAUUGGGAGGGCGGUUGGGGGGGAUUCUGGUGACCGGGGGUGGAGGGUUGAGAGGGUCUUGUUGGUUUCUGCUGCGAGGGAUUUGUUGGCGCUGGAGGUGGAGGAGUUGGGCGGGUUGCUUCUGAAGGGGGGGGAUGGGGAGUUUUUGAAGAAGGUUGUUGUUGAGCGGGUUGAUGGGGUGGGUCAUGCUUGGGAUAAGGUGGCUAAGGAGGGGACUGUGGAGUGGGAGAAGAUGAUGAGGGCUUAUGGGAUGGUCGUGGAUUUGUUGAACUAA